Molecule: messenger RNA, 1569 nt
Organism: Ogataea haglerorum
Lineage: Eukaryota; Fungi; Ascomycota; Pichiomycetes; Pichiales; Pichiaceae
Exons: 1
Coding region: 1-1569 (522 amino acids)
Biological process (GO): Golgi to plasma membrane transport; conjugation with cellular fusion
Cellular component (GO): exomer complex; trans-Golgi network
Molecular function (GO): protein dimerization activity
Source: RefSeq, a predicted model, not a curated record
AUGGUCGAGGUCUCCCUUACUGUAGGAAAACUUGAUGCCUCACUUGCAUUAUUGCUCACACAAGAUCAUCACCUGAUUGAAUUCCCUACGAUUCUUCUGCCAGAUGGAAUAUCAGCUGGUUCUAUCGUUAAAAUACAUUGCGAAAGAGAUCUCAAGCAGGAAGAAGCUGAGGAUGCGACGUUUGAUAGGCUGCAAGAAGAGAUCUUUAACACCUUUGGCAAAAAUGAGCCAAAAUCUCCUCAGCUCAAAAUUGUGAACGUUACCCAAACGUCCUGUGUUCUUGAAUGGGAACCAUUGGAGCUGGGUACAGCUGAGUUGAACUCUCUCACCUUGUACAAAAAUGGAACAAAGAUAGGGCAAAUAAGGAGCCCUUUGUCAAAAAAAAAUAUCAAGUUAAGUGGGCUGCCGGUGGACACUCAGUAUAGAUUUCAUUUGAAGCUCGAGACCAGUGCUGGCAGCUACCUCUCGAACAUUGUUGAAUUAAGAACUCACAAGAUGACAGAUUUGAGCGGUAUAACCGUUUGUAUUGGGGAGAUUGACUUUGAAGGUGAACCGUUUUCUCUUCAAGACAUAGAACAAUCACUCAACAAGAUUGGUGCAAGACCGAUGUCGAAGGAAGUGAAGAUUGAUACGACGCAAUUUAUAUGUACUCGCAAGACAGGUUCUCAGUACGAAAAAGCGAAAUCACUUAACAUUCCAAUCGUACGUCCUGAAUGGUUAAAGGCGUGUGAACUCGAGCGCCGAAUUGUUGGUGUCAGCAAGUUCUACCUAGACUCUGAAAAUCCAAUUUGGAGGGAAAAAGAAUAUUGGGGCUCACCUAGAUCUGAAAUAGAUCAAGGCCAAAACCGGCUGCAGACGGGUAGCACUGGUGAAGAUAAUGAGGACUCAAGAGAUAGCAAUACAUUCAACACAAUUGAUCCCAGAGAGAUGUUUGAAGAGCAGCCUACUGAAGAAACAAAGCCAAGCAUUUUAAAGGCCGACGUCGAGGGAACUUCUGUCGAACCCGAAACUCUUGCAGAGGAGAAGGAGAAAGUACACGCAUCAGAGCUUACAGAAUCAGGUUCUCCUACUGAUACUCAUCACGACUCAAAUCAUCAGGAAACUAAAGAAGUUCCGGAAAAUGAUAACACUCAUGACACCAAUGAAUCCUUUGAAGAGAAGACGAAGUGGCGCGAUCACUCGUCUCUGGAAAACGUACGGGGUGAAGACUCGAAUCAAGGCAUGAAAAAGAGCAAGAUAGAAGCAAACUCGAGAGAUAUGAGUCAGCCCUUAUUGAAUGCUGAAUCAAGUGUGCAAGAAACUGCCGUCUCUAACGAUCAGCAUGACGUUCCUGAUAACUUAGAGUUAGACAACAACGAAUCUGUUAAAUCUGCUGGCGAAAAGGGCGCCGUUGGAAAUUCGGAGGUACCCGUCGAUGCAGAGAUUAUCAACACAGAAGGUAAUGCUUCAGAAUCUUUGCGGAGAAAAUCUGAUCAGAAGCCUUCAAAAGCAGUUGGGCCGGAAGAGUCAUCCUGUUCUUCGUCAGAUAAGAAGAACAAAGGCGGAAAGAAGAAGAACAGAAAAAAGUGA